Molecule: messenger RNA, 3436 nt
Organism: Arvicanthis niloticus (Nile rat)
Lineage: Eukaryota; Metazoa; Chordata; Mammalia; Rodentia; Muridae
Gene: Pdzd7
Product: PDZ domain containing 7
Biological process (GO): auditory receptor cell stereocilium organization; sensory perception of sound
Cellular component (GO): plasma membrane; stereocilium tip; stereocilia ankle link complex
Molecular function (GO): protein binding
Source: RefSeq, a predicted model, not a curated record
AUGGCACGUGGUUUCACAGUAGGCUUUGACCCGCUGGGUCUAGGAGAGCUCAGCUCUGGCUCCCUAAGCUCCCUCUCCUCCCGAGGCCACCUGGGCAGCGACUCAGGCGCCACCGCAACACGAUACCUGCUGAAUGGGCCCUCCCGAGGAAUUCGAGCCUCCUCACCCAUGGGCCGUGUCAUCCUCAUCAACUCCCCCAUCGAAGCCAACAGUGAUGAAAGUGACAUCAUCCACGCAGUUCGUGUGGAGAAGAGCCCCUCAGGAAGGCUGGGUUUCAGCGUGAGAGGUGGCUCUGAGCAUGGCUUGGGCAUCUUCGUCAGCAAGGUGGAGGAAGGGAGUAGCGCAGAGCGGGCUGGCCUGUGUGUGGGAGACAAGAUCACGGAGGUGAACGGGCUGAGUCUAGAGAGCACCACAAUGGGUAGCGCUGUGCGGCUGCUGACCAGUAGCAGCUGCCUUCACAUGAUGGUGCGGCGCAUGGGCCGUGUGCCCGGCAUCAAGUUCUCCAAGGAGAAGACCACGUGGGUGGAUGUAGUGAACCGGCGGCUGGUGGUGGAGAAGUGCGGUUCAACGCCGUCGGACAGCAGCUCCGAAGACGGUGUGCGCCGCAUUGUCCAUCUCUAUACAACCUCCGAUGACUUCUGCCUAGGCUUCAACAUCCGGGGGGGCAAGGAGUUUGGCCUGGGCAUCUAUGUGUCCAAAGUGGACCAUGGGGGGCUGGCUGAAGAGAAUGGCAUCAAAGUGGGGGACCAAGUCCUGGCGGCCAACGGUGUCAGGUUUGAUGACAUCAGCCACAGCCAGGCCGUGGAGGUGCUGAAGGGCCAAACACACAUCAUGUUGACCAUCAAGGAGACCGGUCGAUACCCUGCCUACAAAGAGAUGGUUUCUGAGUACUGCUGGCUGGAUAGAUUGAGCAAUGGGGUACUGCAGCAGCUGUCACCAGCCUCUGAGAGCAGCUCCAGCGUCUCCUCCUAUGCCUCCAGCGCCCCCUGCAGCUCGGGUUCACUACCCUCUGACCGCAUGGAUGUCUGCCUGGGGCCAGAGGAGCCCACUGGCCAUGGCUCAGGCUGGGGGCGGGCAGACACAGCCAUGCAGACUGAGCCUGAUAUGGGCAGCCGUGUGGAAACUUGGUGCAGCGUAAGGCCAACUGUCAUCCUCAGGGACACAGCCAUCCGCUCUGAUGGUCCAUCUUCUACCCGACACCUUGAUUCUGCACUUUCAGAGUCCCCCAAGACAGCUCUGCUUCUGGCCCUCAGCCGACCCAGGCCUCCCAUCACAAGAUCCCAGAGCCACCUGACACUGUGGGAGGAGAAGAAACAGAGGAAGAAGGAGAAGUCAGGAUCCUCUGGGGAGAAGGGGGCCUUGCAGCGCUCCAAGACUCUGAUGAACCUCUUCUUCAAGGGAGGGCGGCAGGGGCGGCCAGCAGGGGACGGGCAUAAAGAGGCCUGGACACUGGACAGCAGAAGCCCCACCAAAGUCCGCCCUCGCCUGGACCUGGAGAAAGCAGGGAGUGUGGGACCUGUACAAAAGUUUGUCACCUGGAGAUUAAGACGAGACCGGGAGAGGGGCCGGGCUCUGCUCUCCACCGGGUCUGGAAGCCCCUCUGGCCAGGCGCCCAAUGGGGAUGAGCAGGUGCAGGCCUGGGAAAGUCGACGACCCCUCAUUCAGGACCUGGCCCGGAGGCUGCUGACAGACGAUGAGGUACUAGCAGUCACUCGCCACUGCUCCCGGUACGUCCAUGAGGGUGGUGUGGAGGACCUGGUGCGCCCCCUGCUGGCCAUCCUGGACAGGCCGGCGAAGCUGCUGCUGCUGAGAGACAUCAGGAGCGUGGUGGCUCCCACAGACCUUGGCCGUUUCGAUAGCAUGGUAAUGCCUGUGGAGCUGGAGGCUUUUGAGGCGCUUAAGAGCAGGGCAGUGGGGCCUUCUGCUUUGAGACCUACCAGGCAAGACACGCCACCCAAGCGUCAUCUCAUCACCCCUGUGCCUGAUAGCCGUGGAGGCUUUUACUUGCUGCCAGUGAACAGCUGCUCAGAGGAUGAAGAUGGAGAGAUAAGGGAGAGGCUUGAGGGCCUUAAGGUCUCCCUCGGUGCCUCUGCUUCUCACCACCACAAGGGAAUUCCCCCUCUACAAGACGUGCCAGUUGAUGCCUUUUCUCCUCGCCGAAGCGCAUGCGCACCUCCUCCCCAGCCACCUCCAGUGGCUCCCAGGCCUCCCAGGCCUAACUGGUUACUGACAGAACCCCCAAGCAAAGAGGACACUCAGCAGAACCAGAGCCAGACCCCAACCCAAAGCUGCAACCGCAGCCGCAGUCGCAGCCGCAGUCGCAGCCGAGGUCGAGGCAAGUCUCCCGGGCGCAGGCGCUCCCCUUCCCCGGCACCCAUCACCAAUGCCACCACAGCCAACGGGCGUUACCAUAGGCCUCGGAAGGCAAGGCCCCUGCUUCCACGACCUCUGGAUGGGCAGGUGGCCAAGGUGGGAGCCAGGCAAGGGCCCUUGGAGAAUGGGAUUGGUCGGAAAGCUUUGGAAGCAGCCGGGAAUGUCUCCACUGGAGAGCUGAGGACCGUCACGCUAUCCAAGAUGAAGCAGUCUUUGGGCAUCAGCAUCUCAGGGGGUAUUGAGUCCAAGGUGCAGCCCAUGGUGAAGAUAGAGAAGAUUUUUCCCGGAGGUGCUGCUUUCCUCUGCGGGGCUCUGCAGGCUGGCUUUGAGCUGGUGGCAGUAGAUGGAGAAAGCCUGGAGCAGGUAACCCACCAGCGAGCUGUGGACACCAUCCGCAGAGCCUAUCGGAACAAGGCACGGGAACCUAUGGAGCUUGUGGUCAGGGUCCCUGGGCCUGGCCUGCUGGCCCUAUCCUCUGACCUACGAGCUGUUAAGGACCAGAGCCUUGCUGCUGCUGACAGUUCCUCAGCCCAUGGACCCACUGAAGAUGCUCUGACUCCCACCCAGCUACCUCCCACUGAGGCCAGGCAACUACCGCAGGCUCUCAGCUCAGCCCUAAAGGUCCCUCAAAGUACCCCUAAACUCUCCCCCAUCCUUAAGGAUCCCCAUGACCCUUCCUAGUGACCUCAAGUCCUCUUGCUGCCUCCAGGUUUCGUGCACCUCUGUCCUAUCCAUUUGACUACUGAAAGCACCACCAUGCUGGUGGCUCUGGCCUUUCAAACUAAGCUGGGUGUCCAAGAACAAGGUGCACAAGUGGGCAACCUGUGUCAUGUAGAUUCCCUAAUCCUGGACUGCUUCCCAAUGAGGAGACAGAGAGACUCAAGUUGGAGCACGUAACUGGUGUGAGGUUUUUCAUGAUGGACCUGGCUCACCAGAGUUUGAGGAGCUUAAACUGAGAGUCCUCAAGGAGGUCACUGUGCAAGCAGGGUUCAGUGCAAAGGACAGGAUGAAAGGCUUUUCUAGUUCUCAAGACUCAUGGUGUAGUGCACUAGGGCCCGGAAUU